This is a messenger RNA of Apis laboriosa (Himalayan honeybee), 1813 nucleotides long. RefSeq names its product ubiquitin domain-containing protein UBFD1-like. Lineage: Eukaryota; Metazoa; Arthropoda; Insecta; Hymenoptera; Apidae. Gene Ontology annotation, molecular function: RNA binding; cadherin binding. The record is from RefSeq and is a predicted model, not a curated record. The transcript has 6 exons. The coding region runs from base 110 to 988 and encodes 292 amino acids.
AAUAUAUUUGAAAAUUUGAAAGUCAUUCCAAAGAUCAGAGUAAAUACGAAUGGCAGGAACUGCAACGGAUCCUGCAAUAGUUUGAUUGGUCAAUGAAAUACAGUUCAUCAUGGAGUACGUCGAUGCUGCAAAAAGUGAAAGCAACGACAACUCUUGUAACUCAACUUCUUAUACUGAAUUAGUAUCAAACACAAAUUCUAAUGAAAAUUUAUUGAUAGAAACAAAAGAUUCAACAUCAAAAUAUGAGAUUCAAGAUAUACAAAAAACAGAUAGUAAUAUUGCAACUACCUCGCAAGAUCCACCCCAAGAGAAUAUAGACUUCAAAGUAAUUUAUAAUAAGCAAAGGAUUAAUGUAAAUUUUCCACUUGAUGGUACAGUGGCAGAAUUAAAGGCUCAUCUUCAAAACAUCAUAUCUGUGCCUCAAGCUAUGCAAAAAGUUAUGAUUAAAGGAUUAGCCAAAGAUGAACAAACAUUAAGAAGUUUGGGUGUCACAAAAGGUGCCAAAGUUAUGGUAGUAGGAUCAAAAUUAGAUGAUGUAUUAGCCAUUUCAAUUCCAACAAAGCAGGAUUUAUCAGAUGAAGCUGCUUCCACUACAAAUAAGGAACCUUUAUCUCAACAGAAAAUGCAUAGGAAAGUAUUAGAUAAAGGUAUGCCAGAUGAUGUGAUGCCUGGUAUAUUAGAUAGUAAGGAACCAUUACCAGAAUUUCCAUUGGCUGGCAUGUUAAAUAAAUCUGGUGGUAAAGUUAGAUUAACAUUUAAAUUGGAACAAGAUCAGCUUUGGAUUGGUACAAAAGAAAGAACAGAUAAAAUACCUAUGAAUUCCAUAAAAGGUGUUCACAGUGAACCAAUACAUGAUCAUCCAGAAUAUCAUAUUAUGGCUAUACAACUAGGCACGACUGAGGCUUCGAGAUAUUGGAUAUAUUGGGUUCCUGCGCAAUAUAUAUCGGCUAUAAAAGAUGCUAUUCUUGGCAAGUGGUGCUACUUCUGAUCAAAUAUUGAAGGAAAUUUCUGUCUUUUCAAAAACAAAGCGUAAUCAGGUGUAAGCAUUGAUACAAACACGACUGUACUAGUCACACAUUUUUAACAGAGGAAGUGAAGAAAGAAGUUAUGAUGUUGCAUUUACAAUCUUUUGAAGUUCGUCGAGAAAUAAUUCAACUUUUACUAUAUUUAACAAUAUUAAAUAUAAUAUAUAGAUUAAAAUUAUAAUAAUUUAAAUAUUCAAAAAAAUGAAUUGUUUCAUAUUUUUAUAAAUUUAUUUUCUUAAAUGUUACACAUUAAAGACAAAACUGUUGCAAAUUAAUUUGACUUAAUUAAAAAAGAAUUAAAGAAUACGAAUUAUAAAUAGCAUUCAUCAAAUUGCAAUAAAUUAAGUUAUCAAGAAAUAUAGUCCGCAUUUUAUAUGAAUAAAAAAUGUAAUAAUAGCAAUGUUCGAUUAAAAAACAACGAAUUUGUCAAAAUAUAAUUGCACACGUCUUGAUAUUGGCCUACAUAUAAGACAAAAAAUUGUCUAGAAAAAUAUGAAUUAUAUCAAAAUUUUAUUAUAUUCUAAAAUUCAAGUGGACUGUAUAUCUCGACGAGCGUAAAUUAUCACAUAACGUUAGUAUUAUAACUGCUGUAAAUUAGGUUUUAUACUGUAUAACAUGUACAACUGAAAAAAUGAGAAUUUGAAAACAACAAAUCAAACUUGUAUUUAUUAUAAUAUCUAUAUGAAAUUCAUAACUAUUUGCACAUUUGAAAAAUUCAAUGUCCAUUUAAAACAAGACUUGUACAUCAUGUUGUGUGAUUUGAUAAAAAAUAAACAAUUUUAAGUCUU